Molecule: messenger RNA, 6006 nt
Organism: Varanus komodoensis (Komodo dragon)
Lineage: Eukaryota; Metazoa; Chordata; Lepidosauria; Squamata; Varanidae
Product: rootletin-like
Exons: 35
Coding region: 1-5793 (1930 amino acids)
Source: RefSeq, a predicted model, not a curated record
AUGAGCGAGGGAGGAGAGGAGAAGCCAAGUCUGAGGCUGGAGGCUGCAAUCCAGAAACUAGAGGAUACUGUGCUGCAUCCCAAAGCAAGCAAAGAUGACAAAGUGUUGACUGUGCGUGGUGAAGGAGAGAGAGCUGUACCCACAACAGUCCCAGCUAGGAUUCGACAGAUUAUCACACAGAGUUUGUCUCCACCAUCACCCCAAGGUCUAUCAGAAACAAUCACUUCAGUCAGUAUGCAGGAAGAAAACCGCUUGUUGCAGAAGGAACUCUCUCGCCUUGAGGACCUCUUGGCACAAACCCGGGCAGAGAAGGAUGAGCUGGCUAGCAAGUACCAUGCCAUUAGUGAGAGACUGGAACAAGCAGUGCGAGUUGAUGAGGAAGGAAGCACAAUGUUCCUGCAGCUGAGACAGCAGUUCAAGGAAGAUGAGAAAGCAUACAAGCGCAAGCUGCAAGCCUUCCAGGAUGGGCAGCAGCACCAGGCUCAGCUAGUACAGAAGAUGCAGAACAAGAUGCUGCAGUACAAGAAAAGAUGUGGGGAACUGGAGCAGCAAUUGCUGGAGAAAACUUCUGAGUGUGAGCAUCAGAAACAGAUGCUGCAGACAAGGUUAGACUCAACAGAGAUGCGCUUACGCCGCUUUGAGCAUGACCACAGUGUGGAGCUGGAGAGCACUCUCCUCCAUCUGGGGGAGGAACAGAAGAGGAACACCAGCCUUUCCCAGAUGAAUACUCUGCUUCGGGAACAGCUGGACCAGAUGAAAUCCUCGAAACAGAGGCUAGCAGGGGAGUUAGAGAAGGCAGCUGCUGAUGUUCACAGGCUGAGGAGUGAGCUGGAACAGAAGGAGUCCCACAGGCACAAGAGCAGGGAGAGCUACCCUUCAUAUUUAGGCAGUGAGCACAGUGGGAUCCUCCUGUUAUGGCGUCAAGCUGCCGCACUCCGUGGCAACUUUGCAGAGCUCCGCACUACGGUGGAGAGAGGUAUUGCUGAGGCAGGGACUGACAUGGCAAGAGUUGCUCACCGUCUCCACACUGCCUGCCUCAAUUUGGAUUCCAACCUGCGUCUCUCUGAAAGCAGCUCUGCCUGUUUGCUAGAGAAACAACUUCGGGAAAAAGUCCGCGAGAUGAUCCAGCUACAGAGCCGCUGGGAUGGAGAAAAGGCAGAACUGAACUCCAGGAUUACAGAGCUGACCACUUUAGGAGAUAAGCUUAAAGAACAGAAUGCAAAGAAAGAGAAGACCAUCUCUACCCUAAAAAUGGACAUUCAGAAAUUGGAGGCCAGUAAGACUGGAGAUCUAGAAGAGACAAAGGACCUGAAAGAGGAAAUUGAAUCUUUGCAACAUAGCUUGAACAGCAUCACAAAGUUGGCUCUGUCUGAAUGCAGGAGCCCAGGGUUCAUCACCUUAGAAAGUGCCAAAGCUGCAUCGGAGGAAGACACCAUCUGGCAGACCUCCCCGUUACGCUCCAGCUCUCCUCACCACCCGUGGACAUCGCCAUCCUGGGUGCACUCUCCCACAUGCCAGAAGGCAGCGUUGCAAGCUGUGCAGGCUGCUUUUCAGAAGUACCGCCAACAUGAACAGGAGUUGAAUGUGCAGCUGGAGACUUGCCGGGAUGCCUUGGGAUCUGUCAAGAAGCAGCUUUCUGAUUGCCAGCAGGAAACAAAGGAAGCAAAACAACGACUGCAGGAACAGAGGCAGAAAAGUGAGGGGCUGACCCAAAUGCUGGAGGAUUGCAAGCGGGAACUGCAACGCUGGAAAUCCUCGGUGGAGGAUCUAGGAAGGGAGAAGGGAGCUUUGGAGGUGGCAGCGGAGAAGCUGACUCAACAGCUUGAUUCCUCCCAUCUGGAAGUGGAGUGGUUGAAGACUACAAAUGGAGACCUUCAGAGACAGCGAAAACUCCUAGAGGAGCAGAAGGAGGAUGUGAUUAAGGAAAGGGAGAGAACAAGGAAGGAGUUGGAAAGGGGGCAAAGAUCCCUGGAGCAGCUCGAGGAAAGGAUGUCAGCUCUGAAGAAAGAGCUGGUGACUGUCAAGGAAUCUUUGAACCAGGCUAUGUUGGAAAAAGACGUGCUAGAGAGUGCCAAGGAAGACUUGAGUGGAGCCCUUUCCAAAAUUGAAGCCACCAAUGCUGAGCUUGAGCGCUCCAUAUACAAGAUGAAAUUAGAAGAUGCUGAGCUGAGAGACUCACUAGCCAAAAUGGGAGCUCUGAACGAAGGGCUGGCUCAUGACAAGGUCAGCCUCAACCGCAUAAUCCUGCAGCUUGAAGAUGAGAAAAGUAGGCUGCUAAGUCAGAAGCGGGAGCUGGAACAAGAGCAAGCUGUUUCACGGGAGCAACUUGCACACUCGGAGCAGGAGCUGAUGCACAUGAAGGCAGAAAAGUGCAGACUGGAGGAGAGCUGCCAGGCCUCAGAAGACAAGCAGGAGAGACUGGAAGGGGAAAUGGCCUUCCUGCGCAGGGAGAGGGUUCAUUUACAGGACCAAAUAAUGCAGCUGAACAGUCAGAAGCAAACUUUAGGUGAACAACUAGCCCAGAGCCAUCAAGAAAUGGAGAUGCAAGCAGACUCCUUGCUUCGUGUACUACAAGAGAAGGAAGAGAUAGCUAAGGAAAAGGCACAGUUGGCUGUGGAGCUCACUGCACUGGAGAGACAUAGGAAGUUGUUAGCAGAGGAGGGGGACACUCUCAGAGUAGAGAAGGAAUCUCUGGAAACGAGCCUUUUUGAGGCACAAGAGCUGGUAGCACAGCUGGAGGCCCGCAAGGAACAACUGGAAGGAGAAAAUCAAAGCAUUGACAAUUCCAAGAAGACCCUCCAAGCGGAACUGGGAAAAGCACUUCAUGAACUUGAGCUCCAAGAGACCUUGCUGAGAAAAGAGAUAGAGAUGUGGAAGCUUCAGCUGACUCAGAUGGAAGAAGAAUGCCAGCAGACCAUAAAGAAACAGAAGCUGAGCUUUGAAGCGGACCUUGAAUGCCUCAGAAAGGAGAAGGAGGUCCUACGUCUGACAUUGACUGAGGAGAAAGAAAAGACUAUGCAUCAUUUCCAGCAAGAGAAGGAGGAGCUGGUGGCCAAGUCUGAAGCGGAAAAGAGAGAUCUCAUGGAUGAAAUCCUCACUUUGCAGCAGAACCGGGAAGAAAGCCUUCUCUUGCUAGAAAAUGAAAAACAGAAGGCUAUAUCCCAGAAAGAAGUGGAGAAGAAUCUACUUUUGGAAAAGCAAAGUGAGUUGCAGCGAGAACUCACAGUUGUCAGGGCAGAGAUUGAUCGGGUGAAAUUGGAAGCUCUGAACCGUCAGGAGCAGGAUAAGAACACAAUUGUCAGUAUCGCUGGUGAGCUACGGAUCUUCCAGGCGCAGUUUGAGGAUGCAAUGGCUGCCCACCAGAAAGAGGCCAAGCGCCUGAAUGAACAUGUAAAAGAGUUGGCAAGAGAGAAGGAGCUUGUAGGGAGGGAGGCAGAACAGUUAAAAGCACAACUCCGCCUGGCAGAGGAUACCAGUGCGGGAGUUCGCAAGGAACUGACUGAGAUUCACCACAGACUACAGGAGUCCGAAGAGGCUUGUGAUCACCAUCAAAAGGAGCUGCUAGAAAUUCACAGGGCUGUAAUGGAUGAAAGCAGAGAAAAAGAAGCUCUACAGAAGUCCAACACAGAUCUAAGAGCAACUAUCAAGAAAGCAGAGAGUGAGAAGCUCAGCCUGCAGAGAAGCAAGGAGGAGAAGGAGCAAAAGAUUGCUAUCUUGGAAGAAGCAAAAGCAGCAGUUCAGAGAGAGGUGGGAGAUCUCCGAGCAAAUCUACGAGAAGUGGAGAAGUCUCGCAUGGAAGCUCGACGGGAGCUUCAGGAGCUGCGCAGACAGGUGAAAGCGCUAGAGAGUGAGAACAGCAAAAGAAUCCAGGAAACUACUGAACUACAGCAUCGAUUGCUGGAGGAAGAACAACAGAACAGCAAAGAGGCUCUUGAAAUGAAGCAAAAGAUAACUGAGUUGGAGAUUGUCCAGGAAUCUGCUCACAAGGAGAUACUGAGCUUGCAGAAGAAGUUAGCAGCUACAGAGGCAGAGUCUCAGCUUCGAGAGCAGGAUUUGAUGCAGAGCCUUGCUGAGAGCUGUGGAAAGGAGAAGAAGCUGAAGGAUGACCUCCAUAACCUGGAGAUGAAACUGCAAGAAGCCAGCAGGACAAGCGAGGACCUCCAGAUGCGCCUCAGCACCUGUGAGGGACACACUCGUGGCUUAGAAAUAGAGCUAGCCAAAGCUGAAGCAGCCAAAAGGGAGGUUGAGCUCAAGUUGGUGGCACUGCACUCAACUCUACGCCGCACACUGGGGCUUGGCAGCCGGAGCCCGUCACCACAGAGAUCCUGCUCUCCAGUCAAAGGAGCCAGUGGUCGACAAACACCCACCUCCCGCACUGAGUCCCCUGAGAGAAGCCGCUCACAUUCUCCACUUCGCCAACCUUCUCCUCUCAGAGGCGAGCAAGCCACGACUGAAAUUGACCCAGAAGUCGUUCGAGAUACUUUGCGGGACUUCCUUCAGGAGUUGCGGGACACUCAGAGGGAGAGGGAUGAUCUAAGAAUUCAAGUGAUGAAUAUGAACCACCAACUGAAUGAAAUGGAAUCUGAUCGUGAUCGGACAAAGAGUCGAAUUCUGCAACUCCAGAAGUUCUUGGCAGACUGCGAGGAAGGCAAACGUGGAGUGGAUGGGCGUCUGAGCAGUGCACAGGCAACAUUGAUGCUGCAGGAGGAGACCAUUCGGAAAAUAGAGAGGGAGCGACAGGCUUCUGCAGAACAGGUGGCCACACUGGAGCGCAACUUGCAGACAUGUCAGGAAAAGAACAGAGAAUUGCAGGACAAAGUCGAUAAGUUGAAAGCCAAAGAAGCCAAACUAGAGACAGAGAAGAGGAAACUAAAGGAAGUACUGGAGGCUGCAGAAAAUAGGGCCACCAAGUUGGAGCUGAGUCGCAGGUCUGUAGAAGGAGAGCUGCAGCGGGCCCAACUCAACUUGACAGAGAGAGAGACAGAGAUCCAGUCACUGCAGGAGCAGGCCCAGGUUCUUCGCUGCCAGCUGGGAGAUAAGGAGAGCAAAACUGCACAACUGCAGCAGGAACUUGACCGCCUGACCCACUCACUGGCCAGGACAGAAGGCACUGAAAACCAUCUGAAAGACAGGGUGCAGAUCCUGUCUCAAGCGCUAUCCGAUGCUACUGCUGGCUCCUCCUCCUUGCACGAAAACAUCUCACAACUACAGAAGGCCUUGACUGCUGCAGAGCAAGAUCGUCGACUGCUCCAGGAUCACUUGGACUCCAUGCGGCAAGCAUUAUCUGAUAGCAAGAGGCAGAACCAUAGCUUGACCGAUACAGUACAUUUGCUGCAAGAUCAACUGGGUGAGAUGGAAUCGCGGUGCAGAAACCUGGAGGAGCAGAUGGGCCAAGAAGCAGAGCAGGAGAAAUUCAGGAAGGAAGAUGACACCUUUAGACUUAGUCAGAUGAGGGGGCAACUGGAUCAGUCCCUGAGCAGCCUGCAGCAGGAAAUGGAGGAAACGCUGAGGCAAAAUGAACGCCUGCAGGCCCAGAUUGUAGAGCUGGAACACACACAUGCCCAGCGACUGAUGGAGCUCACAUCCCAGCAUCAGUUAGACUUGGAGCUGGAAGCAGAGAGGCUGCACAGUGCUCAGCUCCAGGCUGAACGAAGGCUGGACUCCCGGGAGAGAAUGCAUCGGCAGAGGAUGAAAGGCUUGGAGGAGCAGGUGAAUGCCCUGAAAGAGAAACUGGAUCAAGAAGUGAGACGAAGACAAGCAUAUCUGAGCCAGAUGCUUCAUACAGUAAAAUGAUUUGCAAACAGUGUGCUCUGAUCUAGGAUGACCAAGUGCAAAACCAGCCUUCAGCAGAGUUCUUGAAGCUCAGGCAUUGGGACACACCUUGACUGAUUCAUGGUCAGAGCAAUCUGAGCACCAAGUAAUAUUCCCCUACCCCACCCAAGUAGCAAAUACACUGAACACUUGGAACGCACAGUAAAGACUGCAUCUGACUAGGCAGCGUGCUGC